UCCCCGUUCUGCGGGCUUAAUCUUUUUGUGCCCCACCUGGUACCUGGUAUGCUGAAACAGAAACAACGCACUUCCAGCGAAAAAGACACAACAAUCGCCAACGGUUAAGACAAUGAUGGUGUAAUAGUGAACGGCAUCAGCAAAUAGUUAAAAGAAGAGCAUUCCUUCCUUUGUUUUAAAGCUUGGUCUAUGUUUAAUCUGUGGCCUUGCUUUGACAAAAACCGGCAGUUCCUCCGGUAGAACGGUCCUUCGGGCUUUUUUAUUGCGUCAUUGCGACAACGUCAACAUUUGGAGAUCACCAUGUCCACUCUAGAGCAGCUGGCCGUGUCCCUUGGCUUUGGAGCGAGUGUCCUUGCAGGAACCUUGCUUCUUUUUGGUGGUGCGUUAGCACUGCGUAUCACGCAUAUAGCUCCUCGCUGCGAAGCCAGACCAAGGAAUGUCAUUUACAACCCAGAUACCAACUGCGAUGAAUGCCAAAGAAAAGGCAAUCCCUUUCUGCUCGGGUGGCUAUUUUGGUCUCUUCGAUUGAGCUAUAAGACCAUGAUUGAGGGCAUUCCUGGAACAGGCACGAGGAACGACGGCUUAUCCGGGCAUUUGCUGACUGUGAACCUUGAUGGAAUACUGUUGCUGCGGUUUCAUGCCCUCGGAUUGAGAAUUGCCUCCUUUGCUUCCUUUAUCUACUGCGUCAUUGCCCUUCCCCUUUACGUCACGUCGCGUUGCUUCCACAAUCCAUUUCAAAACACCACUGAGCUUUCUCUCAAUUGUACCGAUGAAGACACUUACAAUUUGACGAGUUACGAUCGACUCACUCUGACAAAUGUUCCGCCAGUGAACGAAGCCACCGCCUUUGAAGCCUCCCAGGUGGGAGUAUAUGUCCGCCUUUACAUCAUUGUCCUCUGCAGCUAUGUUGUGUGCUGGUUCACUUGCUACGAGUUGCACAAAGAAUGGAUCGACCUCUUGGCCAUGAGGCGCGUAUAUUACUUGGAAUAUGAUCACUGGCAAGGCCGAAGAGAGGAACUCAAGGCAACCAUGGCUGAUGUGGAUCAGUCGAAGCACCACAACUCUCAGAAUCCACACCUUCAUGAAAGGGAAGUCUGGAUCCCGCAUCCUGAACAGCGAGAUACACCGCCAAACAUUGGAUUGUAUUCCGUGCUUGUUGGAAAUCUACCAAAGCGACCACGGCAUUGGGUGUCUGAAGAGGACCUCGAGGCAUCCAUGUCUGAAAAGGUAGCCUUGGAUUGGCAGCUGGCCGUGACUUCAGCAUUCUUUGAUUACUGUGUUCCGAACCAACCGGGCUUUUCCAGUAGCGUAGCAGCCGUCACGAUACUCCCAUCGGCGGACGAUUUGGCGACUGCUUGGAAAAAGUGGUAUGGGGCAACGAAAAAGCUACAGCGCCUGCGUUUCAUUCGACGGCAGUUGCGUAAACGGGGAUACCAAGGGGAGAGUAGCAACAUGAAUCUACACGAAACGAACGGCAGCGUCGAGGGGGGUGCUCAAUCGCCGCCACCAACUGCUAGUUCUGACUCACAAGACAAUUAUGACAAUGAUGAUGACUUUGAUAUCUACCUCCAGACGUCGACUCGUCGAGACGAUUACAUCCGUGAAAUCUUGGGUUGCAUAACAGAUGAAAAAGUGGAGCGUAUGUUCCUUGACACCUUGCAGAUGGGUCCAGAGCAAACCGCGGUGUACAGUGUCGAGCUUGCAAAAGGAUCUUCUAGAUGCUGUCCUCAUGGAUUUUGCGAAGAACGAAUACUAUGCAGCAGCAUAGAUCAACUGGUACAGCUACAAGCCGAAGCUGUGCAGCAGGCUCACGAUGCUUUCUUGGAGUUAGAGGUGACCCGAAAGGAGGCUGCCGAAGCAGUGUUUGAAACAGCAGAAGAAGCCAAGUGUACAUUCUUGUUUCAAGACGAUAAAGGUCGGGAACUUGGCGCAGCGAGUAGCCAUAGGAGUGGUGACAUGGAGUCGAGGCUGUUUGGAAUUGGGCAAGCAGCGUUGGAAAUGGCGUCAAACAAACAAAAAAGAGAAAAACAGGAGUUUCAAACUCAGUAUUCCAGAGGAGAGCCACUACGCCAACAACAAUCAUCUCAGGGAGAGCAGAGCCACCCCAGUGAAGGAGAAAUCAAAGGCGAGUCUCAGUCGCCUAGUCGACCCGACCAUACCCUUUCUGGAAGCGAAAGCAGAGGGCCGAAUGGUGGGACCUAUAAAGGAGAAGGGUUACCAGCACGAGAAAAGCCGCUCAUGAAUCUUGAAGGCGCUUGCCAUUUCCCGAGCUUGCUACAGAUCCCCAUCAUCACAGAUGGGGAUGGGAAUGGCUCAAAUAAUGUGACGUCGUUUCGGGCUUCGGAAGAAGACUCGUGGGAUUUGGUGAAGCGGGUGGCAGCGGAAAGCGAGACGGGAGCCGAUAGAACCGGGGACAUCAUGUUUCGUCACCAAGUAUCGGACGGAGUUUGGAAUCGGCCUUCCUUGAAACUAUGGUGGAAGGACUUCAAAGAGCAAGCUUCCAGCAUGAUUGGGUGGACGGCAACCACUAGCGAUCUAGCAACGGAUCUUCUGGCAAGAGAUAGCCAGUUCGCGGUGGUGACAUUCACCUCUAGGCAAGCAGCCAUUGCAGCACGACGCUGUCUUGCAGAUGGCAGAGGUGCGGGUAGAUGGAAGACUUUCGACGAUUUACCCAUGUUUCCCCUAGCAGAUGCGUCUGCGUUCAACAUUUGUGAUUGCAGAGGGUGCAUGAGGCCGGUAACAAUCUCCCUCAACGACCACCAAAAGAUAUGGCGAGGCUACUGUGCGAAGGUGUCUCUUGCCAUUAUCUAUGUAUUCUACACUUUCCCCAUCACUUGGGCAGCGACGUUUGGGAGCGAAAAAGCUUCAGGUUUGCUCCCUAACCAACAGUAUUCUGCAACUGAGCUCUACGGCUUGAUUCGUGGGCAACUCUUGAACCUUUUCCUGGCGCUGUGUCCACACAUGUUCCUUGCCAUCGCCAACUUCGGAUCAGGCGCAACAAGCAUGGUUCAAGCAGAAUUCUCAGCUCUUCAGUACUAUUGGUGGUUUUUCCUGUUGUUUGCACUUCUUGGGAGCUCAAUCGCACAGAUGGUGGAAAGAAGCUUUCUUGAAGGAUCAUUUCAAUUCGCAGAGACACUACAAAGAGUCGCCGCGACUAUUCCUAGUCAGGUUUCAUCAAUAUGGGCCAACUGGACUAUAUUGAAGGCUACAGUCUUCCACCCUCUGUUUUAUCUCCUGCAGCUUCACUCUUUCUUGUUCGCAGCUUUUGGUCUCAAAUGUUGCCUGCGUCUUGUUCGUGGUGGUGGUGCCGGGAACAGGGUCCCGUACAGGUGGUAUGUUGAGUCUGGGAUGGUGCUGAUGUUUGUUCUCGCCCUUGCCCCGGCGGCGCCGAUCGUGGCACCAAUUGCAGUGAUGUACUUCCUUAUCUGCAAUCCGUUGUUGAGGCAUAUCCUUAUCUUCACCUACAAGCCACAAUUCGACGCCGGUGCUAUACGCUUUCCUUUCUUGUUUGAUAUGUGCAUUAGCAGCAUGAUAGUGAGCCAAGUGCUCCUUUGUAUGAUGAUGGUUCUGAAAGGAGCCGUCGGUCCGGCUGUCAUUGCAGGCCUGCUCUGCGUUCCUACACUAGUGUUCAGAAGGACAUGCCGCAGACGAUUCCUUAGUGCCUACAAGGACGCAGCUCUUCUCCAAACUUCCCUCUUGGAUGGUUGGGAAGCACCAGACGAUUCGAUGUCGAGAACAACGCAGGGACGGGAAGAGUUCCGUCGUUUUUUGGUGGAUUGCCAUAAAGCCUCGUAUGUCCCCGUCUGCGUCGCGGGAACCAACACUGACAAGAUUCUGACCGCAGAGCCCGCCAUGGUGAUUCCGGCACCUACUGACAUCGACAACAGAACCUUUUCUAGAACUGAUCUACAGUACUACAACACGAUGGAAACAUCGUCACCCACGUCUACUGCCAGGUCGCAGCGCAUCGAAACAUUCCAGAAAGGCCACCGCCAGGCUGGCGCCUUGCUGCGACGGAAUCUGGCGGGGUCCACGGCUGGAGCCGCGGCAAUUGACAUUGCGGUGUCAGCAACAUCCCCUGACAAAAGCCAGAGAAGUGAAAGUGCUGGUAGUCAAACUGUCAAGCUCUCAUCUCUAGGCUUGAUUGAAGUGGACGACGACGGGGAAACCCAUAUUACCGAGAAGAAGGAAAAGAAAAUAUCAUGAUUUGAGUACGACGAAGUAAUUCUAGCUACUAGUCUUGCUUUGGCUAGCUAGCUAGAACAGUAGCCAUGCAUUUUCUUGGAUCCAAAGUACUAAAAAGAUACACACAGAAAACCGUUCUUUAAGAUGCUUUUCACUCGUCACUCUUACAGUCUGCUUAUUGCUUGAAACUCGCACUUUUGCACAACAGCUGCCUUCUGUUUCGGGAGAACAUCAAUAUCGACGAUCAGGAUUUCAUUUUCACACACCUCCACUACAUCAUCAUAAAGUUCACAUUAAUCAAGCAACCAAAAUUUUCCUUGUUCACACCGUAAGUCCUCAAGGGCAUGCAUGGAAUUGGCAGUUGUGGUCUGGGUCGCGGCUGACUUCGGUACCAUCAUCACAGCGGAAGGUGUCAACGGUGCAGAGUCCAUCGGGGCAUCUUUCAAAGUCACAAUUAGGAGCUGUGCGACCAACACUCUCACCUCCAGGACAGAUUCCCAAAUCCAUUGUGCAUGCAACCAGCAUUUCUUGAGGACAUUCUUUAAAUUCACAGGAUGGCCCAGUCCUUGCAACAAAAGAUCCAUUAGGGCACUCCUUGACAUCCAUCGGGCAUGCCACAUCUGCAGUUUGCGGGCAUGAUGGAUACUCGCAACCCAAGACAGGAUCACGAACCAUCACUGUUCCAUCAUCACAUGUGUAGGUCCCCAUUGGACAGGCUCCUUCAGCACAUGCUUCAAAGUGACAGUUGGGACCUGACCUGCCAACUGGCUUUCCAUCUGGGCAGUAGGCCAGUUCCAUAGUGCAUGCAGCCAGUUGAAGAUCCUCUGGGCAUGAUUCAAAUUCACAGUUGGGUCCAGUCCUUCCAACAGAGCUGCCAUCACUGCAGGUCUUCAGCUCCAGAGUACAUGCAACUGGUGUAGAUUCUUGAUUGGUUUGGACAGGGGAAGUGCUGCAUUGAGGGUACUCACAUCCCAAAGCAGGAUCACGAACCAAUUCUGUUCCAUCAUCACAAGUGUAUGUUCCCAUUGGGCAAGCUCCUCCAGCACAUGCUUCAAAGUGGCAGUUGGGUGCUGACCUGCCGACUGGUGUUCCAUCUGGGCAGUAGGCUAGCUCCAUUGUGCAAGCAGCCAGUUGAAGAUCCUCCGGGCAUGGUUCAAAUUCACAGUUGGGUCCAG
Molecule: messenger RNA, 5360 nt
Organism: Seminavis robusta
Lineage: Eukaryota; Bacillariophyta; Bacillariophyceae; Naviculales; Naviculaceae
Source: the annotation of a GenBank genome assembly